Molecule: messenger RNA, 3230 nt
Organism: Toxoplasma gondii ME49
Lineage: Eukaryota; Apicomplexa; Conoidasida; Eucoccidiorida; Sarcocystidae
Product: 5'-nucleotidase, C-terminal domain-containing protein
Exons: 1
Coding region: 1-2133 (710 amino acids)
Biological process (GO): nucleotide catabolic process
Molecular function (GO): hydrolase activity
Source: RefSeq, a predicted model, not a curated record
AUGCCAUUGGCGUCCACGGAAAGCGCAGCACCCCCAGAGAGCGACCGCAUCUGGCGGGAGUGCGGCAACUCGGGGAACGGCGUUCGUCUUUUCGGUAGCGCGAGGGAAGGCGGGGGAGCCCAUGAGGCGGUCGAGGUGGACCUGGGCAAGGUUAGUCCACUCAGCACGAAGGAUUCGUCGUACCAGUCGCUCGUGGGCAAAGGGGUAGCUGCGAGCGAUGGCGACGACACGCGCGCUAAGGAGAGUGGCUGCGGUGUACGUACAGGGAACGGGGAGCGGGAGGUUUCGGCAGAUCAGCCCAGCGACACUCAAGAACCGGUGAAACUUCGCAUCGUCCACUUCAACGACGUGUACAAUGUGUUCUCCAUUUCUGGGGGUCUCGGCGGCGGCGCGGCGCCGUUCUGCACGGGGCUCCGCGAGAAAAGGGGUCCCGACGGUCUCGUGCUUUUCAGCGGCGACAUAUUCAGCCCGUCGCCUUUGUCUGAAGCAUCCAAGGGGCGGCAGAUGGCUGAGUUGCUCAACUACCUCGACGUGCACACGUCGUGCUACGGGAACCACGACUUGGAUUUUGGCUGGGAGUGGCUGGAGCUCUUGGCGGGAACGACCAAGUGCAAGUGGGUGAUGAGCAACGCGCGGUCGAAGAUCGGCGGAGGGGUUCUCGCGAAUGCGCAGCGGUACCGCAUCUUCGAAUGGGGCACGACUCAGCGCGUGGUCGUCGGGAUCAUGGCUUUGAUCGAGGAAGACUGGAUCGACACGUUGAACGCGCCAGACCAGGAAGAAAUCGUCUACCAAGACUUCGUGGAGGCGGGACGGGAAAUGGUCGCGCUUUUCAGGCGGCGCGGGUGCGACCUCGUGAUCGCGUUGACCCACAUGCGGUGGAACAACGACGAGAAGCUCGCGCGCGAAGUCGAUGGAAUCGACCUCAUUCUUGGCGGCCACGACCACGCCUACGUCACGAAGCUGGUCAACGGCACAGCCGUGAUCAAAAGUGGCUCGGACUUUCGAGAGUUCUCGGCCAUCACGCUGACUCCGAAGCUCCACCUGCGCGAGCAAGGCACAUCGCACGCGACCGGCUUCUCUGCGGACCACGACUCGCUGGCGGCAGACGGAAAAAACGGAUAUCCCGUGGCGUUCUCGGGCUCGACAGGUGGAGUCGCAGAAGUCGACGGCCUGUGCAGGCAGCACGGGGAUUCAAGCCACGCUGUCAAACGUGCAGGAGUGUGUGAGUGUCUCGGGAGAACGCAGCCUGUGAGACAGACGAAGCCCGAAGUCGUCGAAGGAAUCCACACAGAGGAAACGCAGCCAGCGAAGCUAUGGAGCAGCGGGCGUUGGUGGCUUUCGUGUGAAAAAGUUUGUGUCUCGGCGGACCGGUUUGAGGCCGACGACAGCGUGAUGGAGAUGCUCGUGAGGUAUCAGACCACGUACGGGAACUCACAAGGGUGUGUGCUCGGUGCGUUUCCUGUGCUGCUGGAGACGCGUUUCUGCGAGGUUCGGACCCGCGAGUGCAACAGCGGCAAUUGGCUGGCCGACCUCAUGCGCGAGUAUUACGGGGUAGACGUCGCGCUGUACAACUCGGGGGGAAUCCGGUCCGACUGCGUGUUCGCGGAAGGGGAAGUCGUAACUUCCGAGACUCUCCACGCGAUUCUGUCGGGGACUCGCCAACUGGACGUCAUCGCUGUUCCAGGGAAUCUCUUCAAGUCGAUCCUAGAAACCAGUGUGAGUCGCUGGCCGCAGCUGGAGGGGCGGUUUCUCCAGGUGUCUGGGUUGCGUUUCGUUUUCGAGGGUUCUGCACGCGUCGGUGAGCGCGUCCUCGCGGACGAAAUCCAGUUUCGCAACCGCGAAACUGGGGACUGGGAGCCUCUCGUCCCUGACAGAGUCUACUCUGUGGCGACGGCCACCUUCCUCGCGCGCGGAGGGGAUGGUCUGUCUGUGUUGGUGGACUGCCCCCCCCUCGACACGCCGCAGCGGAACAUUCGCGACCUGUCGGAGCUUGCGCGCCUCUGGUUCUGCAGACAACACAGGAAGUGUGGCUUCGAAGACGUCGAAGAAAUCCCCCCACGCGAGUGCGAGUGGAUAGAUCGGGUCCACAUGCGGGACGAAAACUACCCAGAGUGGAGAAUCCGGAGAAUCUAGGAAGCCCCCGUGUCUUUUUUUCCGUCGGGGACGGGAACGGUGUUUUCAUUUGCCGACGAAAAGAACAUCUGAACACACAACGCCGUCGUCAAGGUGUCUUUUUGCCUCACGAAAGGCUUGACGUGGCUCAGGUUUCGGUCAUGCAAAGGCUACGCUUGAUGGCAGUGAAAGGUGGCCUUGAUCGAAAGCGACUCACCCUCAGAUUCGCAAGGACCCGGCAACGCGUGCUUUUAGAAGCGCUUGCACAUGCGACUCAACUCGAGCAACUUCGAAAGGAGUGGCGCCGCGCCGCCGCGUGUGGAUUGCUGUCCUUUUCCUGCUUUUUUUUGGUGCGCUGGUGCAUCUUCGUCCUGCUGUCCCGUCGCUGGAGUGUUCCUUCGCAUGACUUUUGCAGUUUCGUUCGAAGGUGCACAUUUCAGGCAAACGGCCAAUUCGCGCGGGCUGUACGCGUCUGACUUUUUAGUGCCGUGAGGCAUUGCAGGUUGCCUUCACGUCUUCCAGUAGUACGGAGCAACGCGUUAUGUGCAAGACAGUAGACUCAACUGUCUGACUGGAACGUACCACCUUGCGUGCAGGUGCAACUUGAGCGGUAUAUUUAGAAACGAGCAAGCAAUUCCUCUCGACACCUUCCGACUCACAGAGGGAUGCUGCCUUUCGGGAUUUUUUGAUGGCUGGCAGCCUUUCUUCGAUUCCCUUGUAACCGGUUUUGCAGGCAGAUUGCUGUUCUUUGUAUACAGUCGAGGGAAUGGUGUAUUAGCGGGUGAACUUAGGUAUGGUUUCGUCUGCUGCGGGUUGCCCAACUUCAGUCUUCCCUGCAGCGCCGAAGCCCUGUUACUGCAAUGUACACGUCUCGUUAGUAAGGGUUUGAUUUUCAGAUCGGAAGCCGUGGUUUUGCCGAAGGUGCGCCUUUUUCAAACGGUAUCGCACUGUUUUGAGACGAAUCGUGGGAUUAUCGCUACCCUCGCGUCUCUACAUUGGGUGAAACAGAAUGUUUCUUUUUGCUGCCGUUAACGCACCAGGAUGUUUCCUGCAUUGUGCAACACGCCUUUAAAGACACCCGAAACCUGGACUGCGAUCUGGACUCAAUACCCCGACGU